Molecule: messenger RNA, 2095 nt
Organism: Hibiscus syriacus
Lineage: Eukaryota; Viridiplantae; Streptophyta; Magnoliopsida; Malvales; Malvaceae
Product: chitin-inducible gibberellin-responsive protein 1-like
Exons: 1
Coding region: 16-1773 (585 amino acids)
Biological process (GO): regulation of DNA-templated transcription
Cellular component (GO): nucleus
Molecular function (GO): DNA-binding transcription factor activity; sequence-specific DNA binding
Source: RefSeq, a predicted model, not a curated record
UGCCAAGCUCAUAGUAUGGAUUCAAGACAGCUUUUCAGAUACAGUCGCCUAUCAUACUCGACCUUUUAUUCAACUUUGCCUUCAAUACCUGACAAGCUGUUUAGUUCUUUGAAACCCGACAUAGGAAACUCACCCAACUCGCCCUUUUCGACUCCAUUUGAUUGUGAUACCAACACCACAUUGAGUGACAGCCAGGAGCAGCAUAGCUCUACAAAGAAUCUCUCAGGACUUGGCCCUUCUUGCAACUCUUCACUUGAAUCCAACUCUUAUUUCCAUCGUUUGAGUCCCUCUCUGGGCUGCAGGGGUGAAAGCUUACUAUUCAGCUCCGGUGGAACUUCUUAUGCACAAGAUGCAAAUUCUGGCCACAAAGUAAGAUACUCUUUGCAGGAAUUGGAGACGGUACUUAUGGCACCUGAUAAGGAUGAAGAGAUAACCGCCCCUAGUGUUUCCCUUGGAGAAAGUAGUAGACCACAGACGACUGGUAAGCGAUCUAGGGCAUGGAGUCAGGAAAGGCAAGGAUCUUUGGUGCUUCAGCCUCAGACAUCCUUUGUCUCUAACCAUAGGCAGUCAACUGAAGUCGCUCAUGUUGAGAAACGUCAGAAAUCAUUAGAGGGUUUGUUUCUUCAGGGUAUUCCAUCCGGCAAUCUGAAGCAGUUGCUGAUUGCUUGUGCUAAGGUCCUCUCUGAAAACAAUAUGGCCGAAUUUGAUAAGUUGAUUGCGAAGGCUAGGGAUGCUGUGUCUAUCAGUGGGGAACCGAUCCAGCGUCUUGGUGCUUAUAUGGUGGAAGGUUUGGUGGCAAGGAAGGAAGCAUCAGGGUCUAGCAUAUUUCGUGGCCAUCGUUGCAGAGAGCCUGAAGGCAAGGACUUGCUCUCCUACAUGCAAAUCCUGUAUGAAAUCUGCCCGUACUUAAAGUAUGGUUACAUGGCAGCCAAUGGUGCCAUUGCUGAAGCAUGCCGAACCGAAGAUCGCAUUCACAUUAUUGAUUUCCAGAUUGCUCAGGGAACACAAUGGGCGACUCUCUUGCAGGCACUUGCAGCUAGACCAGGUGGAGCUCCUCAUGUUCGGAUUAACGGAAUUGAUGAUCCUCUUUCUAAAUAUGCUCGUGGUGGUGGAUUGGAAGCUGUUGAAAGACGUUUGGCUGCACUAUCUGAGAAGUUCAAUAUUCCGGUUGAGUUUCAAGGAAUGCCAGUUUUUGCAGAAGAUAUCACAAGGGACAUGCUUGAUGUCAGGCCUGGAGAGGCUCUGGCGGUCAACUUCCCUCUGCAGCUCCAUCACACCCCUGAUGAGAGCGUUGAUGUGAACAAUCCUAGGGACGGCCUUCUACGAAUGGUGAAGUCACUUUCUCCCAAGGUCACCACAUUGGUAGAGCAAGAAUCAAACACAAACACAGCCCCUUUCCUCCCCAGAUUCAUCGAGACCCUGGAGUACUACUUGGCAAUAUUCGAGUCCAUAGACGAGACACUACCAAGGGACAGAAAGGAGCGAGUCAACGUGGAGCAACAUUGCCUAGCCGGUGAUAUCGUUAAUGUCAUUGCCUGCGAGGGAAGAGAGAGGAUUGAACGCCACGAGCUCUUCGGUAAGUGGAAGUCCAGGCUAACAAUGGCCGGAUUUCGGCAAUACCCUUUAAGCUCAUACGUCAAUUCGGUGAUACGAAGCCUGAUGAAGUGUUACUCUAAGCAUUAUACACUUGCCGAGAAGGAUGGUGCUAUGUUGUUGGGGUGGAAAGAUAGAAACCUUAUAUCAGCUUCUGCUUGGCACUGUGAAAGCAGCUGAGAUUCAUACAAAGGUAGAAAAACGAAAUAAUCAGUUCAUUUUUUUUAUAGGUUAUUGUUGUUGAGAUAUGUUGAAUAACAUCCUUAUAAAUCCAAGACGGUGACAUUUUCGCAUACAUCAUUAGGCAAAUCACCACCGUUUCCUUUUGUUCAUUUUUUUUUGUCUUUAAUGGGAUUCGAUGUAUGUGUAACAAGUAACAACAAUGAGGGAUGUGUUUUUCUCUGGUUAAUGAUUCUAUGUAUGUGACACAAAUGACAUGUAUCCCCUGUAUUAUACAGUGUAUAAAUACGGAGAAAGAAGAAAGAAAAUGUUCUUAUUCAUU